GGGAAAAAAAAAUAAAAAGAAAAUGGAGAAGAGGAGAAGUGCUAUCUUCCAGUUCUUCCUUCCCGGCAACCUCGCCUCAUUAUCGUCUUUCGUUUCGGGAUUCUCUCCCUCAAUCCUCUCUCUCCCUCUCCUAUCUAUGCGCACUCACUCUUUACCAUCAAAUGGAGUCAACCUCUCUCGUCUCCAAAGCCAAAACGGCUUUCCAUUCAGCGGCUGCGAAAGCGGAGAAAGUUCUGACGGACAUUAAAGGUGAUUCAAAGACCGAUCGAGAAACCGACGGACAAUCUCAAUCGCAGAGGGGUUCAAGGGAGCUAGUGGAGCAGGAACCUAUUCCUAUAAAGAAUGGAGUGAGCUACGACGAAACCGAGCAGGCAAAAGAGAAACCUGCACUCUUGAGGAGAAGGCAGGAUUGGCAGGACAGGUUGAAGAUCAUUACAAGAGGGAAAUCAGGAGUGGUAGAUAAGGAUAAAUUUGAAAAGUUGAAUUUGGCUGCUUUGUCUCUUGAUGAAUAUCUGGAUCAGAUGGAAGCAGGAGAUGUUUCUGAAAUGAAGGUUUCAGAAAGGGAUUCCACUGUAAGGGAAGAUACGAAUGUUGCUGGGACACCUAAAAUUCCUCCAGCUUCCGCUGUUAGGCAAUUGGGAAUCGCUGUCGAAGCAGGAAAGAAGUUUAAAUCAAUGAAAGAUUUGCUGGCAUCAGCCAGAGAUUCCUCCCCUGUAAAAGAGAGGGCAGGCUUGAGCUUCUCUGCCGUGAAGUCUUUGGUGCUUCGUGAAAAGGAUGAGAAAUUAACUUCUCAGCUUGUCGAUGAUGAAAUCCUGUCAUUGAUCCAUUUUCUAUUUGAUGCAGAUGGACACUUACCCAGGAGAAAGGAUGCAUCUGAUUCAGCAACAGCUACAGCACCAUCUUUGCCAAGAGAUGUUCAUGCAGCUCCUCCAGAUGGUUUUGUUGUUAGGCUCUCUGAAGUGAUUGGAACCUUCAAGACCGUCCGGAAAAUGGCAUUAUUUUGGUGCACAGUGGUUGAUGAAUUGAGAAGACGUUGGUCCGAAGGACAACCGGUUCCUGGUAUACCCCUGGAUGAGAGCCCAGACCUAAACUCAUGUCUUCUGCAUCAGCAAUUGCAAGUUAUUAAUAGUUGUAUUUCAAGGAAACAGCGUCGCAAUGCUGCCACUGAGGUGCUGGAUUCUAUAAUGAGAGAAGCCAAUCCAGAUGUCGAGCAGUCAGUUGAUUCUCAUGGCAUGGUGUCUAUGGGGCCAGUAUUGUAUGCCAGGAGUAGCGAUGGAGACCUUGUUCUCCGACUUGGAGCUGAUCAUCUGUCAGAAAAUUUAACCAUGUUAGAAACUGGUGAACCUGUGUACUCUCCAGUUACACAGGAGGGACCUAUUCUUACGGAAGAUCUUAUCAGAGAAACAGAAGAAUUUGUGCUACGAACAGGAAGUUUAGGUGCAGGGUGUUCUCAACUCCUGUCUGACAUGCAGGCUUUCAAGGCUGCAAAUCCUGGCUGCAUUUUGGAAGAUUUUGUAAGAUGGCACUCUCCCCCAGAUUGGAAUGAAGCCGAGCCAAGUAAUGAGAUUAAAGACUGCAUUCACGAAGCAGAUUCAUCAUCUAGAAGAGGUCAACUAAGUUCCAGAAUGCAAAAAGAAGGUAAUUUGUGGCGUGAACUGUGGGAAACUUCUAAACCAUUGCCUGCUGUUAAACAAGCACCACUCUUUGAUGAGGAUUUAGCAGUGGAAAGUAUCUUGAAUAUUCUGGAGGACAUCCCCCCUUCUGAACUUUUCAAGCAGCUGUUUCUUUCAUUACUAUGUUCAGUAUUUGUAAUUGCUGAAGCUACACUCUCGACAAAUAGUAACUUUUCCAAGCCAUUCUACGAUUGCAAAGACUACAUAAAUGCUACAUGUCAGCAGGAUUUCUGGAGUGAUAAUAUAGAUGGUCUCUUGCAGGUCUAUGAAACUGUGGAGACAAUCUUAGUUCAUCCAGAGGAUGGCCUGAAGAUCAUUGAGCAUUCAGAAGAAACAUCCCCAGGUGAACCAAAGCGUCGUUUUAAGAGACUUAGUCUCAAUUUCGGAGGCAGAGAUGGAAAUUUCUUGAGAAGAACAGCCUCAAAAGACCAGAAGAAAGCAGAUGAAAAUCCUACACGCCCAGUAUUUUCUACUCUGUUUGAUGGGAAGUCUUCUCUAUUUGCAAAGAAACCACCCAAGCCAAAUAGCGCAUCACAGACUGAUCUAUCCCAAUGUUUAGAUGAAAAUGAAUGGACAGUUGUUUAAAUAUGUACAUAUAUUGCAAUUUUGUUCCUUGGGCAAUUGAUAAAUAAUCUGUAAAUAUGCAUCCAUUUGAAAUUGCCACAGAUACAUUAUUAUUGGUUCUUGUAUGGUUCUGAAAUGAAAAUUCAAGAGGUUUUGAAACCA
Messenger RNA from Macadamia integrifolia, 2399 nucleotides. RefSeq names its product rab3 GTPase-activating protein catalytic subunit. The record is from RefSeq and is a predicted model, not a curated record. Gene Ontology annotation, biological process: positive regulation of GTPase activity. Gene Ontology annotation, molecular function: GTPase activator activity. The coding region runs from base 162 to 2258 and encodes 698 amino acids. The transcript has 14 exons. Lineage: Eukaryota; Viridiplantae; Streptophyta; Magnoliopsida; Proteales; Proteaceae.